AUGAACCACGGUGGCCCGAGGCUGCGAUUGGGAGAGCGAAGGGUGUCUCCAGAGUGUGCAGAGGUGUGCCAGUGCUCCCAGGAAAGAAGAGUCCACUGCGUCCCCUUGGGCUGUAAGGCCGGGGAGGUGUGCACCAUCCGCGGGGGCAGGAGAGGCUGCUUCACCGCCCAGGCCCUCUGCACCGUCACAGGCGGAGGGGCCCACCUCCUCAGCUUCGACGGCCGACCGGCCCGCCUCCGCGGGCACUGCACCCACACGCUGGCCGAGGUCUGCUACAAUGCCUCUGCCCCCUGGUUCCGAGUGACAGCGGAGAAGUGGCAGGAGGGCGAGAAGGCAGAGGGGGUCACCCGUGUCAGGGUCCAGCUGGUGGGCGCCGACUUCGUACUUGAGAGGGGAAGGCAGCCGACGAUGAAUGAAACACUCAUCUCUCCUCCUUUCAUCAUCCCCUCCGUCGCCAACCUAUCCAGUGUGGGUGAUGAUGUCAUAGCUGUCACAGCGUCCCAGCUGGAAGUGCGUUUCGACGGGGAGGGGAACAUCUUUGUGAGGGUGGGGCCGUCCUACGCCGGCUUCCUGCGUGGGAUGUGUGGCAACUGGAAUGACGAUCCUUCUGAUGACGAUCUGGAGCCUUCCAGAAACGGCAGCGAGCCCAGAUGUGAAGAUAACACCAACGUGACGGAACCUCGGUGCCCCCAGUCUCCCUCUUUUGAGUCCCAGUGCUCCAUCAUCCUCGACAUCGCGGGACCCUUCGCUGUUUGUCACCGUCGUCUGGACCCUGAGAACUAUUACAGGUCCUGUGUGUACGACCUGUGCCUCCAUGGCUCAAGUGGUGCACGGCUUUGCAGAGCCAUCACCUCUUACGAGAAAGGAUGCAUCCUCGAGGGAGUGCAUGUUCCCGCCUGGCGCAGUCCCAGAAUUUGCCGCGAUUUGUUCUACCCAUUUGGUACCAGUAGUGGCGAUAUCACCAAUCCGGUCAGCGAUGAUGGAAGCUCCCCAAACAUAUUCAUCUCAACAUGGUUCCCAUUCUUUGAAAGAUCCUACAACUCCUUGUAUGUCAACAACAACGGUGUCAUCUCCUUUGUCGUGCCUGUGAGCCAGUACACAUCUACUGCAUUCCCACUACCGGACGGGCGCGCCUUCAUUGCCCCGUUCUGGGCAGAUGUGGACAAUAGGCUGGGUGGCAACGUCUACUACCGCGAGAGUACCGAGGAAGCGUUACUGCAACGGGCCACGGCGGACGUCCGCAAGUACUCACCCGGAAUCGAAUUUCAAGCUCGCUGGGUGUUUGUGGCUACUUGGGAUAACGUUGCUUAUUAUGGCUCCCAGUCCUCCAAGGUGAACAGUUUCCAGGCGGUCCUGAUUACCGAUGGCUUACAAUCAUUUAUCAUCUUUAACUACGGGAAUAUUGAAUGGACCACCGGAGCAGCGAGCGGCGGCAACGCGUCGACCAGACUUGGCGGGACCCCAGCACAGGCUGGCUUCAACAGCGGGGACUCCCUGAACUUUUUCUCGAUUCCUGGGUCCCACACGCCAGAGAUAAUCGAUAUCGAGACAACCAGCAACGUGGACGAACCUGGUCGAUGGGUCUUCAGGGCGGAUACAUUCAAAGCACUCGAGGGUUGUAUAUAUAAUGGAAUGUACGUUCGGGAAAACGAGACAGUGUGGGUCAAUGGAAGCUGCCAAACCAAAUGUAAAUGUUCCUCGGAAGGGUUGUUAACGUGUGUUUCUGAACCGUGCGGCGCGGCAGAGAUCUGCGUUCCUGCUCCACCGUUCCACGCCUGCCGCCCAGUCUCGAUGAAGACCUGCGACGUUUACGGAGACCCCCACUAUUACACCUUCGACCAGAGGGUCAUCCACUUCCAGGGGACGUGCACCUAUGUCCUGUCCGAGCUGUGUGAUGGACUGUCUGACUUGACCUACUACAGGGUGGAGGGAGCGAACGAGAACCGCGGGAGCGUGGCCGUAUCGUUCGUGAGACUUGUCCGUCUCCUGGUCUACGGAACUGAAGUUAUUAUGCUCAAGGGGACUACCAACUACGUCCUGGUGAACGGGACCCGGAGUUCCGUCCCGGUCUUCCUCGAGGAUGGCCGACUCCAAGUCCGGACCGCCGGGUUCACUAUGAGGGCGACAGCGGACUUCGGACUGUCCGUGACCUACGAUGGCUCCCACCACGCCUCGAUCACCCUGCCAGGAACCUAUCACGGAGCCGUCUGUGGGAUGUGCGGGAAUAUGAACGGGGACCCCUCCGACGACUUGCGCACGCGCAGCGGGAACCUUACGACCUCGCCGGGGAUAUUCGGGGCCAGUUGGAGGGCGGAUGGCGAUGGCGGAGGUGACCUAUGCGGGGACACCUGCACAGAUGGGUGCGGAGACUGCACCGAGGCGGAGCGCUACUCGUUGCCGUCCUCCUGCGGCCUCCUCCGAGCCCAGAACGGCCCCUUCCGACAUUGCCAUGCCGCUAUCGACCCUCAGGAUUUCGAGCAGAGCUGCGUCUAUGACCUGUGCGCCACCGGCGGCCUGGAGGCCAGCCUCUGCCAGGCUCUCUCCAGCUAUGCCGAGGCGUGCCGCUCUGCUGGGAUGAGGCCAGAGCCCUGGAGGACCGAGACGUUCUGCGGCAUCCGGUGUCCGGCCAACAGUCACUAUGAGGCGUGUGGGAAUGUGUGCGACCGGGAUUGUGUCUUCAAUUCCUCCACUUUACACUGCAACGAGUCGUGCUCGGAAGGGUGUUUCUGUGAUCCGGGAUACUUCCGCGACGGGAGCGAAUGCGUCCCCCGGGAUCGCUGCGGCUGUUUACAUCACGGUGUCUACAUGAAGUUGGGAGAGCGAAGGGUGUCUCCAGAGUGUGCAGAGGUGUGCCAGUGCUCCCAGAAAAGAAGAGUCCACUGCGUCCCCUUGGGCUGUGGGGCCGGGGAGGUGUGCACCAUCCGCGGGGGCAGGAGGGGCUGCUUCACCGCCCAGGCCCUCUGCACCGUCACAGGUGGAGGGGCCCACCUCCUCAGCUUCGACGGCCGACCGGCCCGCCUCCGGGGUCACUGCACCCAUACGCUGGCCGAGGUGUGCUGCAAUGCCUCUGCCCCAUGGUUCCGAGUGACAGCGGAGAAGUGGCAGGAGGGCGAGGAGGCAGAGGGGGUCACCCGUGUCAGGGUCCAGCUGGUGGGCGCCGACUUCGUACUUGAGAGGGGAAGGCCGCCGACGAUAAAUGGGACACUAAUCCCUCUCCCGUUCACCAUCCCCGACGUCGCCGGCAUAUCCAGUGUGGGUGAUGAUGUCAUAGCAGUCACAGCGUCCCAGCUGGAAGUGCGUUUCGACGGGGAGGGGACCAUCUUUGUGAGGGUUGGUCCGUCCUACGCCGGCCUCCUGCGUGGGAUGUGUGGCAACUGGAAUGACGAUCCUUCUGAUGACGAUCUGGAGCCUUCUAGAAACGGCAGCGAGCCCAGAUGUGAAGAUAACACCAAUGUGACGGAACCUCGGUGCCCCCAGUCUCCCUCUUUUGAGUCCCAGUGCUCCAUCAUCCUCGACAUCGCGGGACCCUUCGCUGUUUGUCACCGUCGUCUGGACCCUGAGAACUAUUACAGGUCCUGUGUGUACGACCUGUGCCUCCAUGGCUCAAAUGAUAAACGGCUUUGCAGAGCCAUCACCACUUACGAGAAAGGAUGCAUCCUCGAGCGAGUGCAUGUUCCCGCCUGGCGCAAUCCUAGAAUUUGCCCGAUAACCAAUCCAUGCGGAGAUCAGGAAUGCACAGCGGAAGAGUGGUGUGGAGAGCGAGGAGGCAAUUACGGCUGCUUCUGUAAUACGACAACUAAUCUCGCCAGUCACCACGCUUAUGACUACAAGCUGACAUGCAGUGGUUACAACAGCAGCAUCUCAUUCGCACGCUGCCUUUUAUUCAGCGAUGGAUGGGCGGCUCAAUCUUUUCACCUGAAUGAUCCCAGCUGCAAGGCCCAGCUCAGCCACGGGAGGACUAUGUUCACUUUCAACAGCCAUCAAAGAUCCUGCGGCUCGAAGCUCAAGGCAAAUAGAACACACUUUAUACAUUCCAACACCGUCCAUGGAUAUAAUGGUGCAGAAAAUGGAAUUAUUAUAAGGAACCGGACACUAUCGAUAGAAUUCUCCUGCACAGCCCCGUUGACAAUUAAUGUGUCCAUGCCUUUGGGGAAAGUUGUGAUGAGCGUUGUAAACAUCGCAUUGCCUACUGGCAUCGAGCGCUUGGAAGCGACAAUGAUCAUGUACCGCGAUGCCCAGUACAGCCAGGCCUACACCGAGACACCCAUCUUCCUCGAAGUCGGGAGUAUGGUUUACAUCGGGAUUCACGUCCAGGACCUUGACGCUGACCAGUUUGUAGCGACACUGGAGAACUGUUGGUCCACUCCCAUAAGUGACCCGUCAUCACAGGUUAAAUGGGGACUUGUAACCAAUCAGUGCCCGAAUUCUGUCAGUGAGGUGGUGAUCGAAGAAAGCGGCGUCUCCCACAUCUGCCGAUUCAAAUUCUCAGCUUUUAAGUUUCAGGGCGAUGUGAAUGAUGUCUACGUGCAUUGUCAAAUUCAGCUGUGCAAUUUCCAAACGACCCAGUGCUCCCUGAAUUGUCCACGCCGGAGAGCCACUAGGAAUAGUGGAGGGACGAACCAAGCAGAAAUUUUCACCAUUGGCCCACUCACAAGGAUAAGUAAUACAGAUUUAAUGGUCGAUAACAAUGAUGCAAACUCAGGCUCUCCACUGAAGUCUGGCUUCCUUUUCCUCGCCUGCCUGUUCCUUCAACAUGUUCUACGAAUUUGAGCGCCCAUUUUCAGUUUUGCAAUCCAAUGUUAAGUCAACCUCGAUCAAUAAAACAAUCAGUUCCUU
Molecule: messenger RNA, 4836 nt
Organism: Hypanus sabinus (Atlantic stingray)
Lineage: Eukaryota; Metazoa; Chordata; Chondrichthyes; Myliobatiformes; Dasyatidae
Product: alpha-tectorin-like
Exons: 21
Coding region: 1-4770 (1589 amino acids)
Biological process (GO): cell-matrix adhesion
Source: RefSeq, a predicted model, not a curated record